Molecule: messenger RNA, 582 nt
Organism: Brassica napus (rape)
Lineage: Eukaryota; Viridiplantae; Streptophyta; Magnoliopsida; Brassicales; Brassicaceae
Product: glutathione S-transferase T3-like
Exons: 1
Coding region: 1-582 (193 amino acids)
Source: RefSeq, a predicted model, not a curated record
AUGGAUUCAACGAAUCCACAUACUCAACCCUCCAAUUUUGUUGAUCUGUUGAACAGACAACAAGACACUCCCUUUCCUUAUGCGAGUUUUCCACUCGAUGGGGAUAUCGGAUCAUCACAACUCCCUCUGUUCAGUACUCAAGCAACUGCAACAUCUAGCUUCUAUGAAGACUCUCCUACACAGCGUAAAGGAAGAAAGAAAUGGAGUCCCUCCGAUGAUCUAGUGCUGAUUAGCGCAUGGUUAAACACCAGCAAGGACCCUGUUGUGGGCAAUGAGCAGAAAGCAGGAGCUUUCUGGAAACGUAUUGCAGAUUACUAUGGAGCUAGUCCAAAGGUGGGUGGAGGUGAUAAGCCAGAGCCCAUGCAGUGCAAGCAAAGGUGGCAGAAACUGAAUGAUUUUGUUUGCAAGUUUUGUGGAUGCUAUGCCGCUGCAACAAGACAGAAAACAAGUGGUCAGAAUGAGGCUGAUAUUGUUAAACUGGCACACGAAAUCUGGCCAUCAAAAAAGAGCUUAAGAAGAUGGGAUUGCUUGACAGUCUCAUCUCCAAAAAAGAGCCACUUUCUGAAUUUGAAGAUGCUCUAA